UUUUUAUACUCUUCCGUGUCAGCUGGAAUGGAGUAGGGGGUGUUUAGUGCGCCACAUCGUCUGCAGCAGCAGCACCCCGUGGUGCUCUUACUCUCUGCGCUGAAGCUAUGAAGACUGAGCGAAGCCACGCGGUGACUCCUCCGCUGCCGCAGCCCCCGACCCUCCGGGAGGUGACAGAUCUCCUUCAAAUUGUAGAUUCCGACGGGAAGUCGAGCGAGUUUGACCCUUGGAAGCAGGAGCUUGAAGACGUGGGUCAACAAAUGUCCGAUUUGGGGAUUGAAACGGAUUCCGACGAGUACGAGGACGAGGACGACGUGACCGUGCUAACCGAGGAUGAGUCGCAUUACAUCACCACGCACGCCAUCCGGCUCUCGGAGCUGUCCGACGGCCACGACGGAGACUCGGACCCGGGUGCCGGUUCCUCCUCCUCGUCCACGUGGGACGCGGAGGAUGGCCAGCAGGUGUUCUUUGUGGAUUACGCCUCGUUUGACUGCAAUGGAGUACUGAUGAUGAAGAGGGAGGGUGAGGCUGCAAUUACUAGUCUGCACGAAAGCGAUCCGUCCUCACAGUUUAGCGCUUGUGGCCAGGGUGGCGGACAGGUCCACCUGUCAAUCAAAACCACUUCCCGGGCUAUAAAUGACCCGAUCCAAGAAAAUACUGUUUAUCAUGCCAAAGACGCCAGAGAUACGAGCCCCUCGGCAGCGGGGGGAGUGGAUGGGAACAUUGAGGGGCUGCGUGAUAGGGCGAAGGGUCUCAUUCCGGCACCGGGCGGCAAAUUGAGCGCAAAGGAAAGCGCUGAGUAUUCCAGUUGUGCUUCCAGCGAGCUCGAUGACGCUGACAAGGAGGUGCGGAACUUGACGGCCAAAGCCUUCAAGAGCCUGGCUUAUCCUUACUUGGAUGCCAUCAACUUCAGCACUUCAACCAGUGAGUCUUCCACAUCAGAGCGUGGGAUCAACAGAUGGUCCACUUUUGUUGACCUGAAGUACUCCAACGUGAGCCAGAGUCUUGUUUCCCAAUCAACAGCUGAAAGGGGGGGAAGUAACAGGGACUUUACCGAGCAGCUGAAUGGAAAUGAAGCUCAUCAAAGUGCGUCGUCUACUAAGAAAAUCGAACUAAUGAGGAAUUAUGGUCAAGGACACAACGAGGUGAUACACCUCACAGAAACCUUGAAUUUUCGCUGCGACGUAAAAUCGGGAAUGUCCACCGGAGAAAGACGCGCUAACGUCGCUCCAAACCCCACGGGAGCGGGAUCACAUUCCACGGAUGAGAUUACCGUUAACAGUUUGCAAGGAGGCAGGGGCAGAGGAGCCACUGCUAAGUCGAAAAGCAUGGAGGACACUCACAAGAAAGCCAUCUUCGCGUCCAGCGUCAUUCAGAAUGUGCUUUCCAAAAAGAUGCAGUUUGAGCAGGAGCGCCGGAUGGAAAGGGGUGAGGUGAGGGAGCCCCACCACAAGGGGGACUGCCACAGGGGCAAAGGACUGCAAAGACAGAGCUCCAAACCCUCUGAGAGCAACUCUGACAGCGCAGAGGACUUGUCUGACAGUAUGGAUUGCGGCUCGAGACGGGACUCUCUGGUGCGAGACUCUCCGUCGGAGGCGCCGGCGAAAGCAAUGGAUGCUAUAAGGGGUGCAAUGGAAGCGUCCAAAGGGGCUUUGCUUCGGAGCCAAAAUAGCGCCUUCAGAAGCUGGAGGAAUGAGCAGCUAGAGUUUCCACAGGAUCAUAAAAACCAUAAAAUCCCAGAAGAGACGCCAACCCCUGAGGGAAUGGGGGUUCGCUACUCACCGAGCGGAGGAGGCAAACUGACUAAAAUGUCACAUUUGUUUGUGCCAAACAUCCAACGUGUGGCCAGUGGCGGGGAGCUGGAUAAGGCGUCCCAGCUUGGAUCCGACCACACUUUAAACAUACCGGAGUCCCGUGUGAGUGUCGCAGCAUCCAAAUCCCCAGAAAUUAAAAUUAAUCUCCAGAGCUGUCACACGGCCAAUUCCGUCAAGACCGAUGACUCCAAAGGCCAGGGGGUCCUGGCUGCAGGUUUGAAGGGUGAGUCCUCGGAUAAAGUGCCUCAUUUUAUGAUUCGGGACAUCCGAGAUGGAAAAGGGAAGCUUCAGACGCCCAUACACCAAGUUAGAGAUGUCCGUAAAUUGGUUAAAAGCUCCUAUCACUUUGUUUCAUUAGAUCAUAAAUCGGAUUUCGCUACCGCCGACAGCCACCAAGACCGUCGAUAUCCUACAUCUGUUUCCCCCAUUGUGAUAAAAUGUCAGUCAGUAAAUAUAAACAGCAGCAAAGGUGACUUAUCUGAAGAUACAUCGUCUCCAGAGGGCAAUCAAAGUUUGUCAAUGCAAAGAGUGACAGGGAAAGUGUCCCCGCGGAUCAUAGAACAUCCCUCGGAGGAGAUGAGUUUAAGAAUGGAAAGCACAUUGGCUUCGAAGAAAGAAAAAAUGUUUGAGGUCACCGAUAAGCAACAAAUGUCAAACCAGGUGGCUUUGAAAAAGCUCCAGGCAGCAGUCAAAACAAUGGAGCAGCUUUAUGUGUUUGACAAAAAUGAAUGGAAAAGGAAAAACCAGCCACGGCCCCUGAUGGACAGCCAUGUCCUCUCAUUGAUUGCAAGUGAGGAGAACAGUGAGGAGGAAGCACUGAGAGGCUCAGUGGUGGAGAAAAUAGCAAGAAAGGAUUCUAACUUGAACAAGACGCCACCAACAGUUGAGAGCUGGCUAAGGAUGACUGGCGACCAAGACGAUGCCCUUAAAGCCAGGUCGGUGGCCGCUAGUGUCAAUUCCAGCCUCAAGGCGUCUGCUGGCAUCACCAUGGGUCUUACCGCCAAGACUCUGCAGCCCAACAACGCCACGCCUGUGUCUUACAACACUAAAACAUUUGCCCCCAAGUCGGCAAAAUUACCCACGUCCUUGAAAGUCUGUCCGACAAAGACAUGCGGCGAGUCAAAUGAAAUUCUGGCCACGGAACAGAGCUCUGACUAUGAGAACUACCUGACCAUUCCGGUCAAGUCUCAGGCCAGCGGCAGUAAAGAAGGCUUGUCCGUGUUUAGCGGCCAGUCCCGCCCAACUUGUUUUCCCUUGCACAUCCCGGCAUCAGGCACUAAAGGUCAGGAGGAGCAGUCCCAGAGAAGCUCCAACACUGCUAUGGCAACCCACCCGACCGAUGUCCCCCCAGCGACUAUUUUUCACUCCAUGCCACCGGGUAUGUCCACAAAUCAGCCCCAGGUGUACUGUAUCUCCCCUGCCAUCACGCCUGCACCUGUGCUAGAUCCAUUCCAGACCACACAGAGGAAGAUGCUCCUGGAUCCCACCAGUGGAAACUACUACCUGGUAGACACCCCGGUUCAACCCUCCACACGACGCCUCUUUGACCCAGAAACGGGCCAGUAUGUGGAGGUUCCCAUGCCCCAACCUCCCAUGACCCCCCUUUCCAUGCCAAUUUCCCCUUUGGCCCUGGGUGCUGCAGCGUACGGACACACCUACAUGAUCUACCCCGGUUUCAUGACGUCGCCCCCCGUGAUUUCGACUCGGACGCUGGUGCAGCCGCAGGUGCUGAUGGACAGCGGGGAGAAGGCGCCACCCCACAGGUCCGAGGGUAUGUAUAUGGAGACGCCAUCCUACAUGACGACUGGAAAUGCCACUUCAAUGACACCGAACGUGGUCAGCAUCGCCAGACCACAGCAAGGCAUCCUCGGUGGCAAGCAGCCGGUCAUCAGCAUCACGUCGCAGCAGGGUCCGCGGAUUAUUGCCCCGCCCUCGUUUGACGGCACCACCAUGAGCUUUGUGGUUGAGCAUAGGUGAAAAGGAGCAGGCUGGAAGACGUGUGUGGCCGCCAUUUUACACUUCUGGAUUGGACUGCUUUGGUUUCACUGUCACAUCUUUUUAUAGGGAUGAAUGUAUCGUAACGUGUAUUUUAUAUUACUAUUAUUGUUGUUUACAGGGUGACGCUGCAAAUGGAUCCGGGUUAAAUGAUAUGUUCAUAUACGUAUGCUGCCUCAUAUGUAUUCUAUAUGUAACAUGUGGAAAGGGAAAUGUAAGUGGAAGGAGGAAGAUUUUGUUUUAAUUUUGAUGGUAAGGCAAGCUAGGGUUGUUUGAGAGCGGUGAUGUUGAAAGGGAAAAAAUGUGAAGGAAAUAUUGCAAGUCAAAUACAUAUUUUGUUUUCUCAACUCAUAUUUGCACAUUGGCAAUUGAUCUGGAAAAGCACUUCAAUAAAUGUUUUUCCCCCCUCUUUCCUUUUAA
Molecule: messenger RNA, 4229 nt
Organism: Syngnathus acus (greater pipefish)
Lineage: Eukaryota; Metazoa; Chordata; Actinopteri; Syngnathiformes; Syngnathidae
Gene: c10h4orf54
Product: chromosome 10 C4orf54 homolog
Exons: 2
Coding region: 108-3791 (1227 amino acids)
Source: RefSeq, a predicted model, not a curated record